This is a messenger RNA of Aspergillus candidus, 2186 nucleotides long. RefSeq names its product Aldedh-domain-containing protein. Gene Ontology annotation, molecular function: aldehyde dehydrogenase (NAD+) activity. Bases 1 to 2058 code for a protein of 685 amino acids. The record is from RefSeq and is a predicted model, not a curated record. NCBI's taxonomy places the organism in Eukaryota, Fungi, Ascomycota, Eurotiomycetes, Eurotiales, Aspergillaceae. The transcript has 7 exons.
AUGUCCCUUCGCAUCGCCGUCCUCGAGUGCGACACUCCUAUCGACCCCCUCCGAGAGCGCUAUGGCACCUACGGGGAUUUCUUCGAGCGCCUCCUCCGCACAUCCCUACAAGAACUUGGAAAAAGCGAGACGGAGCUACAAAUCAGCAAAUGGGAUGUGGUGAACAACACAAAUUAUCCCGACCCCAAGCAGUUCGAUGCGUUACUCUUGAGUGGCAGCAAAUAUGACGCAUGGUCGGACGAGCCCUGGAUCCUCAGUCUGACCGACUACGUGAAGCGCAUCCACGCGCAACAAGACACACCGAUCAUUGGAAUCUGUUUCGGGCACCAGAUCGUUGCACGCGCGCUGGGGAUGCGGGUCGGCCGCAGCGACGCAGGUUGGGAGAUCGCCGUCCUUCCCAUCUCGCUGGGCGAGGCUGGAUGGAAGUUAUUCCAGAGGGAUACCUUGUCUCUACAUCAGAUGCACCGCGAUAUCGUAAUCGAAGUCCCCAAGGAAUGCGUCAACUUAGGGUCGAGUGUGCUCUGCGAAGUUCAAGGACUGUACCAACCGCAACGUCUCCUCACCGUGCAGGGACACCCGGAAUACGACGAGUUCGUCGAGACCAAGUUGAUUGAGAUGCGAACGGCGGCGGGGGUAUUCGACCCGGAGCUGUCGCGAGACGGUCUGGCGCGGGUGGGCAAGGCCCACGACGGCGUGGUGUCCGUGUUCGAGCACCCCGGACACAGCGUUGAAGAUGCGCGCAAGAUCGCCGUCGACUCGCUCAAGGCCUUCCAAUCGUUCAAGAAGAGCUCUCUAGACGAGCGAAAGGCCCUUGCCACCAAGGCGCUGGGAAUCGUCGAUGCCAACAAAGAGACGCUGGCGCAGGAGCUGAGCGCCCAGAUGGGUCGGCCCAUCGCGUUUGCCAUCAAAGAGGUCGAGACCAUGCUCAAGCGGGCGGAGUACUUGAUCGGCAAGGCCGACGAGAGCCUCAAGAACUACCAGGGCGAGCCUGAGAGCGGGUUUCGACGGUUCCUGAAGAAGAAGCCCUUGGGAGUGACACUCCUGGUCACCCCUUGGAACUACCCCUACCUCGUAACAAUCAACACCCUCCUCCCCUCCCUUCUAGCCGGCAACACCGUCAUCCUGCGCCCAUCCCCGCAGACCCCGCUGGUCGGCGAGCGCCUGCACACAUACUUCACGCAGGCGGGGUUCCCGCCCAACGUCUUGCAGCUCCUCCACGUGGGGUCCCCGGACGUCCUCGACGCGGUGGUCCAGAUCCCCGAGAUCAGUUUCGUUUCGUUCACGGGCUCGACCGCUGGCGGUGUGCGCCUCCGCGAAGCGACCUCCAAGCGCAUCAUCCCUGUAAACCUGGAACUGGGAGGCAACGACCCGGCGUACGUGCGGCCGGACGCAGACCUGAAAUACGUCGCGGAGCAGCUGGUCGACGGGGCCGUAUUUAACCAGGGACAGAGUUGUUGUGCGAUCGAGCGUGUGUAUGUGCAUGCGGAUGUGCAUGAUGCGUUUGUGGUGGAGGUGCAGAAGGAGUUGGGAUCGUACAAACUGGGCGACCCGGCCGCGACCAGCACCACGGUCGGCCCGGUGAUUUCGCAGGCCGCCCUGAAAAACAUCAAGGCACAUGUGGCGGACGCCCUGGCCAAGGGAGCCCAGGACGUGACUCCCGCGAACGAGACCUUUGCGAACCCCCCCGCGCAGGGCAACUACCUGGCGCCGGUGGUGCUGACGGGGGCGAACCACAAUAUGGAAGUGAUGAAGGAGGAGACCUUCGGGCCGGUGAUGCCGAUCAUGAAGGUAUCUUCGGACGAAGAGGCCGUGCGACUGAUGAACGACAGCGACUACGGCCUGACGGCGAGCGUGUGGACGAAGGACAUCGCGCGGGGAGAGGAGCUGAUCGAGGAGAUCGAGGCCGGCACGGUGUAUAUCAACCGGGCGGAUUACCCGAGUCCGGAUCUGGCAUGGAUUGGAUGGAAGAAUUCGGGGCUGGGAUGCACGCUGGGACCGCAUGCGUUUGAGGCGUUUUACAAACUGAAGAGCUUCCACAUUCGUGAGAAGCAGGGUUGAUCCAAUCAGAUAUGAAGUUACGUUGGGUAGUCAUCUAGAUAAUAGGCCAAUACGAGAUGCAGGAUUCCAGCCUUGCACAAUCCUUGUCGACUCCGCGCGUUAGUUUCCAACGGCCAGUCUUCUCUGCU